AUGGGGCGCAAAGACGUGAAGCAAGAGUUCAGAACAGAAAUUGUCACCUUCGUGAAAGAAGAGUGCUACAUCAAUACCACCGAGGAUCUCAUGAAUCUGUCCCAUUACCUAGACGGCGACACUUUCACUGGAGGGCUCUGCACCAACGACCUUUUCUACGAUGGGGCAUUCCCUUUGUCGCUCUUUAACUCUCCCCGGCUGAAUGCCACGAAGUUGCUCAGCCUUGUAACCUGCCAGAAAGGGACGUCUGCGGUGAAUUGCGACGGCAAGCCAGUCAACUUCAGCACCGAGCUCCCUACGCCUCUGAAGCUCAAGUACGAAAAGAAGCUGAGCCCGAGAGAGGUCAACACUACACGCGCAGCAGCAAUGCUCACAGGCGCAGCAUUGGCACUGAUGGCACCCGAACAGCGGGAAGACGUGUGGAAGCAGGUGAGCGGGGAGGACAUCGUAGUCGGCAGCAGAACAGUUCGUGUGUUGGGCGACGUCGAUGAGCUUGUGGAGGUGAUGAGGACGGCCAUUGAUCUGUCGGAGAAGUUGGUAGCAAGCAUGGAGAAGGCAAGCGAGGAAUGGUGGAAAAGCAAGACUGGAACGGAGACCAAGGGGGCGUGUUUCUCCAUGAACUUCCGCCACACCCGCUUGGGCAUGAAGGGCCUGCCGAUCGCCCAUGUGGAUGCAACAAGUGUGAGCGAGUGGUUCAAGGAAGGUGGUGCAUUUCCUGCUGCCUCCAUCAAAGGAUUUGAGGAAAAGCUGGGCAUGAACAUUUCCGAGGCAUUGAGUCACACUGUCGUGACCUUCAAUGAAUGGGUGAACGCGGGCUCCGACCCCAUCCAUGAGCUUCCGCUGACGAUCUUGGACACGUCCACCCUCGAUGCGGAGGAUGUGGAGACCGCCUGGGUUCAGGCGUCUCUGGACUCGAUGAGCCUGAGAUUUUCACCAAAGCAGAGGUGGUACUACAAGGAGCUGGCUCGGGGUGAGGGCUACAGGUUCAUCACCAGCCCCCACGAGGGACCCGAGGGGACACGCUAUGAGGGGACCCCUCACUCCGCCUUCCGCUUCAUUCGGAAAGAUGGUGUGGAUGCGGACCGAGCUCGUCAAAGCUACGAGUUCCGAUGCAUCCUCAUCGAUCCCAACUGGACUUCUCCCAACACCAACAUCACGGGUCUCGCUGUUGAGCCGAGCGACGAGAAGGAGAUCGUAAAGGCAGCGGCGGGUGAAAUCAUGGCCGGGAUCAUGGCCGGCCACGAGGCCGUGAUGGAUGCUCUGGUGGACACGGAAGACUUCCAGGAAGAGGUGCAAAAGGCGGAGGACCUCUUCGACAGCUGA
Messenger RNA from Symbiodinium sp. CCMP2592, 1323 nucleotides. NCBI's taxonomy places the organism in Eukaryota, Dinophyceae, Suessiales, Symbiodiniaceae. The record is from the annotation of a GenBank genome assembly.